AUGGCGGACGUGCUGGAUCUUCACGAGGCUGGGGGCGACGAUUUCGCCAUGGAUGAGGAUGGGGAGAUCCACAAGCUGAAACAAAAAAUGAAGAAACGGAAGGGCCACGGCUUUGGCCCCAAAGAGGGGUCCCGCGCAUGGCUGAGUGCUCGGGAUUAUGACAGCGUGCAGCAGGAUGGAGAUGGACCCGGCCCCCAACGCUCUGUUGAGGGCUGGAUUCUCUUUGUCACUGGCGUCCACGACGAAGCCACGGAAGAAGACAUCCUUGAUAAAUUUGCGGACUAUGGAGAAAUAAAAAACAUCCACCUCAACCUGGACAGGCGCACAGGAUACCUGAAGGGGUAUGCUCUGCUGGAGUAUGCAACCCACAAGGAGGCCCGGGCUGCUAUGGAGGGGCUCAACAGCCAGGAUGUGAUGGGACAGCGGAUCAGCGUGGACUGGUGCUUUGUUCGGGGUCCACCCAAGGAGAAGAGGAGAGGUGGCCGGAGGCACUGA
Messenger RNA from Phyllostomus hastatus (greater spear-nosed bat), 495 nucleotides. Its product is annotated as RNA-binding protein 8A-like. Gene Ontology annotation, molecular function: mRNA binding. NCBI's taxonomy places the organism in Eukaryota, Metazoa, Chordata, Mammalia, Chiroptera, Phyllostomidae. The transcript has a single exon. Gene Ontology annotation, cellular component: exon-exon junction complex; nucleus; cytoplasm. Gene Ontology annotation, biological process: RNA splicing. The coding region runs from base 1 to 495 and encodes 164 amino acids. The record is from RefSeq and is a predicted model, not a curated record.